Molecule: messenger RNA, 4947 nt
Organism: Kluyveromyces lactis
Lineage: Eukaryota; Fungi; Ascomycota; Saccharomycetes; Saccharomycetales; Saccharomycetaceae
Gene: NUP192
Product: Nup192p
Exons: 1
Coding region: 1-4947 (1648 amino acids)
Biological process (GO): nuclear pore organization
Cellular component (GO): nuclear pore; nuclear pore inner ring
Molecular function (GO): structural constituent of nuclear pore
Source: RefSeq, a predicted model, not a curated record
AUGUGGGCACUUUCACCCUUUGCCUCCUUGUAUGAAUCCAUACAGAAAGCUGAUUUCCGUACCGAUUUGUUCAAUGAGUUUGUAUCUGAUUUGAAGACGUUGAAUUUGACUGAUAAUGCUAAGAAAAAUGCUGCUAAGAGACGCGAAUUGGAAUCCGGAGAAAUUAAGCUAUCCGAUGGAUCAGUGUACAAAUUGAAUCAGGAGUUCAUAAUAGAAGUAAUCAAGAUUUCCGAUGAGCUAGAUCUUGAUGAAAUUGUCUGUGCGGAACAAAUAUUAACUGCAGAGGACUCGUCCCAAGCUGUGGACCAGGACAUAUCUUUGCAUAACAAGGGUCUACUGAUAUACUAUCUCAGAAGACAAUAUAUUUUACAAGUGGUGGCAUACGUUUUGAAUGCACUAUCCUCUUCAGAUGAUGUUUUUCAAACACUUACCAGUGAUGGGACUCUUUUAAACAAUGUUUUGCAAGCAUUCAACACAAUCCAUAAAGAACUAGAGGAUGUGAAGGCACUUGUAAAUAAGGCACAAAUCCUUGAUAAUUAUGAUGUGGUUUCGAAACAGAAUAUUACGUUCAGAAGGGAUUUCUUGAUCAAAGAAUAUGACACGUUAGGUACUGUUCUUUUCGGUUUGUCCAAAAAUAAUCUACUCUCUAAUGCAACGGUAAUACAAAAGGUUAUUGACCAUGUUACAUCGCUAGCCUCUGAUGAUUUUUUUAUCAUAUUUUACCUACCUGCUAUAAUAAAUACUUUCAAAAAUUUGGCAUCCUUCUCCUCCAGGGAUGUUGAAAGUUUGCACGCCCAAUUCCUCAGAGAUUUAGAAUCCGAAUCAAUAUACACUAAACCCACCAAGGUUGUUCUCAUCUUCAUCUUCUUAACGUUCUUUAUAGGCUGGUGCAAAGCUGAACCAACUACAAGAGCAAAGCAAUUCGACUUCGCUGUUGCUGUAGACCUUCCAAUGACUUCUGCAGUCGAAUUGGGGGCAAUCGAACAGUUGAUGGUAUACGCAGCAGAAACUUCGAUGGUAGAAGCAGAUAAAAGCAUGGAGUUAUUCUUUGACAUACGGUCCUUGCUAGAGAAGCAUAUUCCAAGAAUGUCACCAAAACUCUUGUUAGAUCCAGAGUACUCAACCGCAGUAAGCACCAAAACUUAUGUUGAUGACCCUUCUACCAAAUACUCAAAUUUAUCAAUUUUCGACUAUGGACUCGAUAGCUUUCUAUCCACUUUGCAUGACUUCUUUCAAGCUUUUAUUACAGACUGUGCAUUCCUCUUGACAAAGAUAAAAAAUGCUGAGGAAGAUUCUUUAUUAUCCGGUGAGGAUCUCUAUUUGGAUGACAUCUCAGCGAAGGCGGACCUAGAACGAUUUUUCAUUACCAUAUACUUCUUUUAUGCAUCUAGACCGGAAUAUUCAAGCUCUUUCUGGGAUGACAAAGAGUCUAAUCUCUAUGGUUUCAUAGAAUGGGCUGCAAAAUGUAACGAUACUUUGAUGAAAGCAUGCUUUUACUUGAUGAUUUCCAGUUUGUCAUAUGGAUCUCAAAAUUCUCAUAAUGUUUAUCAUUAUGUGGAGAGUAAUCAGCAUAGUUCCUGGAAAUAUAUUGCACAUAAUAUAAACGAAACAACCGAAAAAAUUACACAACUUGAACAGAAGUUACAAGAUCUCCAGCAAAACGGCGCAGCAACAAGUGAGAUCAAUGCGGUGGCAAUUGAAAGUGGGUUAAGUGAAGAAACAAUUAUCCUGUUGUCUUCGUACUUUACCUUGGUUGAAUCUAUUGCAUAUAAUGUUGAUGAACAAAUAAAAUCGCAAUUAGCUAACACAUUCGAAGACAUCCUCUUCAGUUUCCUCAAAGUAAGAAGUCCUUUACUAGGUGCAGCGCUAAAAGUAUUAAGUCAUUUGAUCCCUAAGGAAGAAACUCAAAGGUACGGUUACUGGACCAAACUAGACCGACUCAUUUUCAAAUCAUACCCGUUAGAUUCAACAGAUAGUUCCUAUAUUGCAGCCUUCAACUCAAUUUUCACUGGCUACUCCGAAGUCUUAGGAUUUUUGCAAUUGUUCUCCAGAUUGGUGUCUGUGGGAACAACUAAUCAUAGUAAUGAGUAUAUGAAGUUUGGUAAACUAAGUUUUCCUGUGAAUAUUGGAUAUGGAUAUAGAAAGACAGGUGUAUGGCCUUAUUAUGAGUAUAUUUUGGGUAAUAUUUUCUUGAAUGAUGAAAAGGCAGCUACCAAAGACCAGCAAACAGUCAAGAACGUUUUGGUUUUAGAUAUUAUCAAAUCUUCGCUUUUAUCAUUUGACUACAGCGUUAUUUUGAACUCCGUUUCCGUCGGUUGUAAUUUGGACUCGUUUGUACAGACUUCCGACUUCUAUUCCUUUGUCCAACAAUCCAAUGCUACUGCCACAAUGAACUACUUGUACAACGAAAAAGUGUUUUCAAAGAUCUUCAAAAUAGCCUCUAUAGGAAUAGAUGAGCUGGAGAGUGAACUUGGGCGUAUUUUGAAGCCGAAGUCGUUGAUGGUCAGGGAUUCACUAUAUAUCAUUGAUAUUAUGCUAACACACGAAGGAACAUAUGCCGAGGAAUUUUAUCCUAUAGUGAAACGCUGCUCUGAUAACUCGGUGUUUCUACCCAAAAGUAUCAGCAUAAGAGGAUUGCGUUUCUUCUAUGACGCUAUCUUCUUCAAUCUUCCAUUGACAGCUCACUUCGGUCUUUAUGUUGGUAGCACUAAUUUUGACAUUUCUUUGAGCAGUAUUAGCAUUUUAAAGAAGUUAGCGACUAAAUUGGACUCGGGAAAUCCUAGAGGUCUCCACAAAAGUAUAUUAUUGACGGUAUUCGAUUCUGUUGAUGAUUCUGCAAGAAUAAAACAAAGCUUCAUUGAUCAACUAAUGUCGCCUAUUACCGAUGAAUGCUCAUUGAAAUUAAAGGUGAAUAUUCUAGAUUUCAUUAGCAAAAACUUGUCUUACACAGAUCACAACACCACCAUAUCACAUUUUCUUUUAGGGUAUCAAGUGUCGAAUACUAUUUCAUUGGGGCCAGAAUUAGAUACAUUCAUAAAUUCUAAGACUUCGUUACUUCAAACAAUCGUAAACCUUAUGAUCGAGUCACUAUCAUGUAUUAACAGUCUUAAUGUUGAAUAUGCUCCAAUGAGGUUAUGUGCAGAAUUUAUGGAAAUAAUUACAAAGCUUUGCCGUAAUCCUUUGACAUGCAAAAUAACUUUGGAUUAUCUGUCAACUCUGGAUUUAGAUAAGGUUCUUCUAAGCAUGGACCCAAAGGUGUCUGUGUUGUCUCAUUGGAAUGGAGAGCCUUUCAACGGAGAUUUUGACAAGUACACCUCGAAAUUUUUAAACUCGCCAGCUAUCGGAUCUCUUCUUUAUUUUUUGAAAUAUAGAAGUCUUCUAAUGCAAUUUCUAAGUUUGAGUGUCCAUACUUUCUCCUAUGCGGCCAAUAAUUCAAAAUGUGAUGACCUCAUGAAAGCUCUUGUUUCUAACGCUAUACAUUCAGCGACAAUCUUUUCCUUUUUGGAUACGUUAAACUUGAAAUCUCAAGCUCCUUCCACUGAUCCCUUUAAAGACAUUACUAUUUUGGAAGGCUUGGAUCUCAGCCUGGACAAAGUUGAAAAGAAUUCAUCGAUAAAUGGAUCUCUUUAUGAUUUUUCGAACCUGGAUUCCCUGAUUGAGCUUAAGAAACGGUCUGAAACUUACCUCUCGAUUACAUCAGGUCAUCCAAUAGAUGCCCAACAGCUGGAAGUCGGCUCUGAGAAAGAGAUCGAAAUAAUUAAGAAAACAUCCACCGCCUUCCUUGCCUAUCAGGAAUUAGCAACAUUUCAACUUUCUGGUCUUCAUUCAUGGGUUCAAUUGGUGCAGAUAAUUGUUGUUGACAGUAAACUUUCUCCAAUUCAAAGAUCCAAUUUUAUAUUGGAAGUAUUUGAAUUCAUUAUUCCUAAAGUAAACGAAUAUGUCGAAUCUCGCCUUCCAUAUUCUGAGGAACUAGUUUCCCUUGCUGUCUUCCUUUAUGAAUUAUACCAUGAGGAUAGAGUUGCCAUCGAUAAUGAAAAAACCCUAGACAGUAGGUUGCAUACGCUUUUCAAGACAUGCAUAAACUGUAUAUCGACACCAUCGGCGACUCUAAGAUCUGAUUUUUAUGUGCUUGGUACAAAGUAUUUGAACUGUGUCCUAAAGGAUGAAAUCCUUUCAAAGGAGGUCCUUCAAUGGCUGAAGUUUUCCAAUGAAUCAUUAGUAGAGACUGUUUGCAAUGAUGCUAUUAUGGGGCAAGGUGCUAAUAGAGUAACAGGAAUAUUGUUUUUGGAUGCUUUAAACCAAUUAGCAAGUUUGAACAAAGUAAAUUUUGUUUUGGAAUCACUUGUCAAAAGUAAUAUGUUAUUAUUGAUUAUAAGAUCUAUCAAAAACACAGAUGAGGUAUUAGAGACUCAAAAUGAGAAGGUGACCUCUUACACAUUAUUGUAUGAACUCACAAUUUUCAAAUGUGUGGUACACUUCCUGACAAAAUUGGCUCAAACAAAGGCUGGUUCUCAUGCUUUAGUUCAAAAGAAAUUGUUUGAAACUAUUACGUCGUGUAACUUCUUGAAAAUGGAUCCAGAUCUUGGACUAGAAUUGAUGUUUGAAUCUGUUGGUGCUGCAACCUCCGGAAAAAUCCGUGCGAAUCUAACUUUAGAUAACCCUCUCCAGAUUACAUCAUACGAAAAUGGUAUUUCGCUCUUUGAAAUCAUUAUACCCAUCUUCCAGUUGAUUGCGUCAGUGUUACUCAGCUCAGGAACAUCAAGCCAAUACGUUUUCCGUGAGGCAAGAAAAUUGAUAUCUCAUUUCAAGCAAUUGGUACAAGGCGCAUUAAAGAGAGAUGCAUUACUUGAAAAGAAUGGAGUUGAAACCAAACCAGAAGGACUUGAAGAAUUUGUUCAACUCAUCAUUUUGGUUUGUACACUGACAAAUUAUUCUGGAGCGCAAUAA